AUUUCCAUGCAAAUGCAUAUUUUUUUUGAGAAAAUUUAGAAGCAAAGGAAUGAAACACAAGCACGAAUCAUUAAAUUUACUUUAAAAUGGCAUUUAAUCGUUAGUGCAUAUUUUUGCAUAUCUUAUGACAAAUGCAUAUUUAACUUUAAAUUGCAUAUUUUCAAUAAUAAAUGCAUAUUUUUGCAUAUUUUCCAAAAUCGCAAUCAUACAAAAAUGCAAUCGUGCCUUUAACUUAAUACUUUAAUCAAUUCCAGUGUGCAACUUCCACGACAGCUUUCGCCCAUAUUCCAGUAUUCCAUUUAACACAUGCAAACGAGUAAGUUUUAGUUGUGUAUAUACAUUUGCAUUCACAUAUACACUAACAAAUCGAAGUACCUAAUUCAAAUUUUUGUUUUUAAUUUUUUUUUCUGGGUGAGUAGGCUGAAACAGCUGUAAUUUUGUGGUCCUUCUAUAUUUUGAGUUUUAUUUGACAAAUCGUUCUUUUUUGUUCUAUUCUUAAGUUCCUGGAUUUUAAUUUAUGUAUGUACGUCGUCGAUGAUCUUUCGUUGAAAACAGAAUUUUUCUUUUGGAUCGUUUUAAAUUUAAGAUUUGGUUUUGAGUAGAAUUGAACAAUGCCAAAAGGAAAGACAUCUGUAAGUGCAGUUCUGAAAAAAUAUGUUUCGGACAACCCGCAAAUUUUCACAAGUGAUGGAAAAAUUCUUUUCUGCAAAAUUUGUAGCAAAGGUGUCUCCUAUGAUAAAAAGUUCCAAGUUGACCAACACCUUAAAUCUAUGAGACAUACAGAACUAUCAACACUUUCGAAUUCUACGAACUCGCAGCAACUCCUUUCGUUUCGAACUACACAAAAUAAUUUUAAUAUGGAUUUAUGUGAGGCAUUUGUUGCAGCUGAUAUUCCGUUAAGUAAACUCAAUAAUCCCAGUUUGAGAAAAUUUUUGUUUGAAUAUACCAAAGAAAUCGUGCCAGAUUCUUCAACAUUGCGUAAGAACUACAUUAAUAAAAUGUAUAUUUUACUAACGGAUAAAAUAAAAUCCGUCUUAAAAGACGAAUAUAUAUGGAUUUCAAUUGAUGAAACCACAGACAUUCAAGGACGUUUUGUGGCCAAUGUUGUUGCGGGUGUGCUAAGCCAAAACGAAGAUUUACGCAAAAAAGUAUUGCUAAAUGUUGUCGAGUUGGAGAAAACAAACCAUUCCACGAUUGCCCAAAUUUUUGACGAAACUGUCAAUUAUUUUGGCAUAAAAAAAAACAAAAUACUUCUGUUUUUAACUGAUGCCGCUCCAUACAUGAUAAAGGCCGCUCGAGGGUUAAAAAUUUUGUAUCCGAAAUUGAUUCACGUAACGUGUUUAGCGCAUGCACUACAUAGAGUGGCAGAACAGAUAAGAAGUAAUUUUAAAAAUGUAGAUCUUUUAAUCUCCAGUGGAAAAAAAAUAUUUUUAAAAGCACCAUCUCGAGUUGAGAAUUUCAAAACAAGGUAUCCCUUGACUCCUCUUCCUCCACAGCCAAUUGUCACCAGGUGGGGAACUUGGUUGGAAGCUGUAGCCUACUACGCCAAGAACUAUAAGGAAUUUGAAGAUAUUGUCAAUGGCCUUGAUGACUCGGAUGCCGUUGCCAUUAAAAAUACAAAAGAGGCAUUGAAGAAACCUUCUUUAAAGAGUGAAAUUAUUUUCAUAAAUUCGAACUAUACUUUCUUGUGCGAUGUAAUUAUACAGCUCGAGGGAAACAAUUCCUUAAAAAAACAAGUGGAUCUUAUUGAAACAGUUGUUUCUAAGAUUGGUGCAGUUGAAGGGUCUUUUGGUGUAGCGAUUAAAGAAAAACUGGAUAAUGUUUUGAAGAAAAAUGAAGGUUUUUUACAAAUGAAAAAUAUAUGCAGGGCAUUUUCUCUGAGUUGCGUCGAGGAAGAUUAUAUGGAGCACUUAACACCUCAAGAAAUAUGUUCCCUAAAGAAUGCCCCAUUGACAUCAGUUGACGUGGAGCGAUCGUUUUCGAUGUACAAAACAUUUCAGCGACCGAAUCGUCAAAGCUUCACUUUCGAAAAUUUGCGAAAAAACUUCAUGAUUUAUGCGAAUAAAGCAUACGAAAAUUGUGAAAAUUAGAUUUAGAUAAACAAUGAAUUCUGUUAUUAUUUUGUUAUUUUGAAUAUUUUGGUUUUGUUUUAAAUGAAAACUUUUAUUUUUCUAUUUUUAUUAAUAUAAUUUUGUGUUCCUUGAAUAAAGACUGAAUUUUUUUUAUAAAACCACAACACAAUGUUUUUUUUUCCAACGUAAUGGUUCACGAGGCAUAUUGUUUUAAAUGCAUAUUUAAAGUGCAUAUUUUACAUUCUUAAGAGCAUAUUUUAAGCGCAUAUUUUGCAUU
Molecule: messenger RNA, 2349 nt
Organism: Eupeodes corollae
Lineage: Eukaryota; Metazoa; Arthropoda; Insecta; Diptera; Syrphidae
Exons: 2
Coding region: 612-2090 (492 amino acids)
Biological process (GO): regulation of transcription by RNA polymerase II
Cellular component (GO): nucleus
Molecular function (GO): double-stranded DNA binding
Source: RefSeq, a predicted model, not a curated record